Molecule: messenger RNA, 1289 nt
Organism: Panthera uncia (snow leopard)
Lineage: Eukaryota; Metazoa; Chordata; Mammalia; Carnivora; Felidae
Gene: KCNJ1
Product: potassium inwardly rectifying channel subfamily J member 1
Exons: 1
Coding region: 16-1134 (372 amino acids)
Biological process (GO): regulation of monoatomic ion transmembrane transport; potassium ion import across plasma membrane
Cellular component (GO): plasma membrane
Molecular function (GO): ATP-activated inward rectifier potassium channel activity
Source: RefSeq, a predicted model, not a curated record
GUGCUGACAGAAAGAAUGUUCAAACAUCUUCGGAAAUGGUUCGUCACUCACUUCUUUGGGCAUUCUCGACAAAGAGCGAGGCUGGUCUCCAAAGAUGGAAGGUGCAACAUCGAGUUUGGCAACGUCGAGGCACAGUCGAGGUUCAUAUUCUUUGUGGACAUCUGGACGACUGUGCUUGACCUCAAAUGGAGAUACAAAAUGACCAUCUUCAUUACAGCCUUCUUGGGGAGUUGGUUCCUCUUUGGUCUUCUGUGGUAUGCGGUAGCCUACAUUCACAAAGAUCUCCCUGAGUUCCAUCCUUCUGUCAACCACACCCCCUGUGUGGAGAACAUUAAUGGCUUGACCUCAGCUUUUCUGUUUUCUCUGGAAACACAAGUGACCAUUGGAUAUGGAUUCAGGUGUGUGACAGAACAAUGUGGCACUGCCAUUUUUCUCCUUAUCUUCCAGUCUAUACUUGGAGUCAUCAUCAAUUCUUUCAUGUGUGGUGCCAUUUUAGCCAAGAUCUCCAGACCCAAAAAACGUGCCAAGACCAUUACAUUCAGCAAGAAUGCGGUGAUCAGUAAGCGGGGUGGGAAGCUCUGCCUCCUAAUCCGAGUGGCUAAUCUUAGGAAGAGCCUCCUUAUUGGGAGUCACAUAUAUGGAAAGCUUCUGAAGACCACUGUCACUCCUGAAGGAGAGACCAUUAUUCUGGACCAGAUCAACAUCAAUUUUGUAGUUGACGCAGGGAACGAAAAUUUAUUCUUCAUCUCCCCACUGACAAUUUACCAUGUCAUUGAUCCAAACAGCCCCUUCUUCCACAUGGCAGCAGAAACCCUUCCCCAGCAAGACUUUGAAUUAGUGGUGUUUUUAGAUGGCACAGUGGAAUCAACUAGUGCUACCUGCCAAGUCCGGACAUCCUACGUCCCAGAAGAGGUGCUCUGGGGCUACCGCUUUGCUCCCAUAGUAUCCAAGACAAAGGAAGGGAAAUACCGAGUGGAUUUCCAUAACUUUAGCAAGACAGUGGAAGUGGAGACCCCUCACUGUGCCAUGUGCCUUUAUAAUGAGAAAGAUACUAGAGCCAGGAUGAAGAGAGGCUAUGACAAUCCCAACUUCGUCUUAUCAGAAGUCAAUGAAACAGAUGACACCAAAAUGUGACAGUGGCUUUUCAACAGGAGUAAUGGAAAGUCUUGAAGAUACCCGGUGACUAGAAGUAUGAUGAAGUGAUCGAAAAUUUGAGGGUAUGAAAUUAAGACAAGAGCCUUCAACGUCUACCAGCACCAUGCCCCUGAACUCCAUAGCCAUGAUCUUGC